AUGGGGUUUUCACCUUUUGAUGAGAAAAAUGAUGAUGAUUUCCUUGAAAUUUUGGAAAAGGAUACAAUAAGGGCUAAUAUUUCUCUAACUAAUGAAGUAAAUCAAAAAAUUCAAAUGGAACGCGAAGAUUCAAACAUAUUGCAAGUAAAUGGAACUUCGUCUGUUAAUAAUAAUUUUAAUAAAACUAUCAAUCCUGAAAUCAAACCAAAACCCGAGGUACUGUCACUUGCGAUGCUUGCUGAAACUAUAACACCUUUGCCAAAACUACAAGAACAGCAACAAUCACCACAAUGGCAGCAAAACGGACAAGACCGAAAAUCCGAGAUUGAUGAAAUGUGGCCUAGUCUUUCAGACGCUUCUCGAAUUAAAGAUAAGGAAGUUAAAAAAGGAGAUGAAAUAGAACUUGGUGCAUGGGGUCAAAUUCCAAAUAUUACCUCAGUUUGGGGUACACCCAAAAAAUGGAAGUCCGAAACAGAGCAAGUAAAGGUUUCGACUGCAUCCGUAUGGAACCCUGACGACGUUCAUAAAUUAAAAUCUACGCCAGUUCCUGAACCAAAAGCCCCUAUGUAUUUCAAGAGAAAGAAAGUGCAACCACUCAUUUUUGACCUCGAUGACAAAGAAGGUUGGGGAGCCCCACCAGAAAAAUAUGUUGCAUGGAGCGACCAACGACAAGGAUAUUGUCAUGAGUUAAUUCAAGAACAGAACGACACUAAGUUCUGGUCUAAAGCUAAUGGCAAAUGGAUCAGUGUUACCGACGAAAAUAAAAUCAAUGAAGAGGAUUUAGAAGAAGAUACUCGAGAUCCUGAACGUCUGGAUGAUAAUAUAUCAAAGAAAGGAAAACGCGUACGCGGCGACGGAAAAACUUGGGAAGCGAUACGUGAUAACUCACGAGCUUUCGAAUCAUUAGAAGAGAAUGUAAGAAAGGAUUUAGAAUCCGAAAACUCAUUUUCAUCGUUCCUACAAAAUUUGAAGAAACCCAAAUCUGAGCGUCUUGGUAAUCCGCGAUGGAAAACAGAAGAGGAAUGGCGCAAGAUUGAAGUUGAUGAUAAACACAGGAUUAAAUCAACAACGACUAAUCUCAGCGACUUAGAGAAUAAUGAGGAUGUCUAUAGAUUAUCCGAAAAUGACGAAGAGGAUGAUAAUGAAACUGACUUGAUAGACACAGAUCAAAUAAAAGAUACUUACGAGACCCCAUUGAACGAACAAAAAGAAGAAGAUAUCUUAUUGCCAAAUAUUGACUCUGGUCAUGGCUCAGAGGAAGAAGCCCUUAACGACAAAGCAAAAGCAAUUGUAAGUGAACUCGAAGAAAAUAAAGAUCAAAUUAAUCUGAUAGAUAUCUCAGUUGAUGAAGUAGCAGCAGUUGCUUCGUUACAGAACCAAACGUUAUUGGAUAAUAAUCAAAGAGAAAUUACAAAUGCCGACCAAAAACUCGAGCAAUUUGAGUUUAUUUCAAAUAAUAAUAAUCUUUCUUUGAUGGACGAGUCAACAAAUCCUAUUAUUAAUGAGAAGGAUGAUAAUAAUAAAGUGGAAGGAAUCACUUCAAAUGAACAUUGCUGUGAAAAAAAUUUCUCUACACGAUCCGUUCCAGAAACCAAUAAUGAAAUUGUUAAUGCUGAUAUUCUUAUCAAAAUGAAAGUCGAAACCCCUAAGGAUGGAAGUCAAUCUCUAAUUGUUAGCAAGAUGGACAACUUAGAACAAGUAGUCGGCGACUUCUGCCAAAAAUGGCAAAUGAAAGAGUUAAAAGAACUGCUGCAAAAUCUCGCCAAAAAGAAACUCAAGUCUAAAUUGAAGGGAAAACAUUCCAGCAGUAAAAAUAUGAUUCCCAGUUCUAAUACGACAACUCUCGAUAGCGUUAUUAAGAAUAAUAUAGUCUCGCCAAUUCCAAAGAAUGAAGAGGAGCAAUGA
Ambispora gerdemannii is the source of this 1905-nucleotide messenger RNA. Lineage: Eukaryota; Fungi; Glomeromycota; Glomeromycetes; Archaeosporales; Ambisporaceae. The record is from the annotation of a GenBank genome assembly.